Messenger RNA from Perca fluviatilis (European perch), 2591 nucleotides. It is a transcript of the gene ngly1, whose product is annotated as N-glycanase 1. The coding region runs from base 116 to 2008 and encodes 630 amino acids. The transcript has 12 exons. Lineage: Eukaryota; Metazoa; Chordata; Actinopteri; Perciformes; Percidae. The record is from RefSeq and is a predicted model, not a curated record. Gene Ontology annotation, molecular function: peptide-N4-(N-acetyl-beta-glucosaminyl)asparagine amidase activity. Gene Ontology annotation, cellular component: nucleus; cytoplasm; cytosol. Gene Ontology annotation, biological process: protein quality control for misfolded or incompletely synthesized proteins; protein deglycosylation; glycoprotein catabolic process.
AAACCCAGGACCCAAAACGUCUAUUAGGCAAUAUUGCACCAUUAGCAUUAAAGCUAGCUGACAUACUCAGACGCAAAACUGAAAGGACUUUUGGGUUGUUCAAGAAAAAAACGGUAUGGCUGUGUCACCAGCAGUGACAACAUUGUGUGAAAAUCCAAAUGAAGUCUUUCUAGACGUUGCGAAGUUGUUACUUACAUACGCGGAUAACAUUUUAAGGUAUCCCAAUGAGGAAAAGUACAGAUCGAUCCGCAUAGGCAAUCCUACAUUCUCCACCAAGCUGUUGCCCAUCAAAGGUGCUGUGGAAUGCCUUUUUGAGAUGGGAUUUGAGGAGGCUGAGACCCAUCUGGUGUUCUCCAAGUCUGCAUCAGUGGAACAGCUGAAGCUCAUCAGGGAAUCCAUAGCAGCCGAGAGGGAUCAGAGGCUCUGUGAAGGACAGCCGGUCCAACCGACUGCUCAGGCUGCUAAAGCUUCAACCUCUGCCUCAGCCUCAGCACCAGAGAGCUCUGCUGCUGCCUCCAGCCAGCCAGUUUCACUACUUCCAUUACAGCCUUCAUCCUUGGAGAACAGUAUGAGCUUUUUUGUGACCCUCCAGUCAAACGUCCAGCACGUGAUGCUGUAUGAAAACCCUGAGCUGCAGCAGAAAGCCAGGAGCCACAUCCCUCACCAGCAGCUGUCCUCUGCUGCCGAACACAAGCUGAAGGAGGCGAAAGAGGCCGAUCCAGAAUUUAAACUUGGAAUAGAAGACUUCCUGGUGCUGGAAUUGCUCAGAUGGUUCAAACAGGACUUCUUCUCCUGGGUGGACUGUCUGCCCUGUAGCAGCUGCAAAGGCCCGACCCAAAACGCCAGCUCCCUAAGUCCCAGCACGGAUGACAUCCGCUGGGGAGCCCAGCGAGUGGAGAACCACUACUGUCAGAGCUGCCGGCUCUCCACCAGAUUUCCCAGGUGUGUCAGCACUGAGCAGGCAGUUAGAAGGGGAGGGUGCGGGGGCUGGGUGAAAAUGUGUAUGGUUCUGUGUGAUGUUUCAGACCACGUGUGGACAGAGAUUUACUCUGUGUCUCAGCGCCGCUGGCUGCACUGUGACUCCUGUGAGAACGGCUGUGAUAAGCCUCUACUGUAUGAGGUUGGCUGGGGGAAGAAACUGGCCUACGUUCUGGCUUUCUCUAAGGACCAGGUGGUUGAUGUGACGUGGAGGUAUUCCUGCAAACAUCCAGAGGUUUUGUCGAGAAGGACCAGGGUUCAGGAGGCCUGGUUGCUGCACACCAUUAAUGGGCUCAAUGCCUCGAGGCAGCAGUCCCUGAGUCCGGACAGGAAGAAGGAGCUGACAGAGAGGCUGCUUGUCGAGCUGGUGGAGUUUAUUUCCCCCAAGAAACCCAAACCAGGAGAGCUGGGUGGACGCAACUCUGGCUCUCUGGCCUGGAGGACGGCACGGGGGGAGACAAGACAGGCUGAUACAGGGACCUCCAAACAGGCUGCAGGUUACGUGUUUACUCCUACUGAGAAAGAGAAGAGCGACAGGUUACUGCACGUGUGCUACAAUGCCGCCAAAGACCAGUACUGUCGAGUGUCCAACAACUCUGAGGUCAUUCCGAGCUGGGAUCAGUGUGUGUGGAGGAAGGAGUCAGUCUUCAGAAAGGUGGAGGAUGACUGGCAGAUGGUGUACAUAGCUCGAACAGAAGGUUCCUCUAUGGGAAAAAUUAGCUGGAAGUUUGACUUUGCACCGGCGGGAAUGAAGAUAAAGUCUGUCUCGAUCAUGGCCAGUAGCCAGACCUUCCACUCUGGGAAAGUCUGCUGGCACUUGCAGGCAGGCCAGAUUACUACAGAGUUCUCUGGAGAUGGGAAGAUGCAGUCAUUCCAGAGUCUAUCCGGCUCCUCAGAGUUCACUAUUGUAGCAGGACUCAGUGGUGGAGAAGAGGAGACGUCAUGGCAACACUCUCAGCUCUUUAGACAAAGCUUGAAGGAGAUGGAGGAGUCUUCAUUUGAAAUCCUCAUCCACUUAGACAAUGCUUAACAGUAGUUUUAAUUAACAUAAUCGGGUCCCUCGUUUGACAACUAACUCACUAACUGCUUUGAAAAGUUCCGAGCUAAUUGUUUUGAUGAUAGUUUUGUAUGACAAAUCAGUGCAAUAUUUUAAUUUGUCAGUCUGCCAGGAUGAUUGAAUAUGCAUGGCCUAAUGAUACAUGAAUGAAGCAUGGAUUUUAUUCCUAUCAACAGAUGUCACACAUUUUAAACAUUUGACUGCUCGCAAAAUAACAAAUAAGACAUGCAGUAUACAAUAAAAAGGGUUUUAAAGAUAUAGAUAUAGCAUUUGUAAAAUGUGCCCUUCACUGUGAAUGUGUCUGUAAUUUGUGAUACAAGGAGACAUUCCACACAGCAAACUGGGGUUAAGGCCCUUGUCAGCACAGGUUGCUCCAGUUAUGCUAGUAAUAAACAAUUGUGCCAUUUAUUUUUGGCUAUGGAAUUUGUUCACCUCUCCAUGCCCAGUUACAUCCAUGUGUAUAAUUAUAAAUUGAGUGCUGUUAGUGUUAGUGUGGUGGAAAGUGCUGAAUGUUAGGAAAUAUCUGGUGGUAUAAUAAAGAUAUUUUUGCAGUCUG